AUGCGCAACCUCCUCUUCCCUCCCUGCCCCUCCCUUCCUCCCCCCCUGCCCUUUGCUCUCCCCUCGUUACGCUCCCUUCUCCCCAUCCCUGCUGCCCUCUUACCACCAUCAGCCCAUCCCCACCACCAGCCCCCCUCCCACUCUUCUCUCCCCCCCUCCCUUUUCCUCUCUCUCCUUCUCUCUCUUUCUCACACACACACACGCACACUCCCCUCCCCCACCCCCCACCCACAUCCUCCCAUUCUGCCCCUCCCUGCCCCUUUCCCACCCCCUCGCACACCCCUCACCUCCCACCUCCCACCUCCGUGCAACUGGUUUCCCCCCUAUGGUGCCUCCCUUGCAUCGCUCGCCCCUCUGCUCACCGUCUACCCGCCCCUUUUCCGUGCCCUCAGCUGGCCCAGCCCCUGCCGGUUGCUGCCCCUCCCCUUGCCCCCUCAACUCCCCUGCCCCCCGUACACCCCAGUCCCAUCCAACCGCCCCCACCCUCCCCCGGCUGCCCGUUUCCACUCUGUAGUGGCUGUGCUUGAAACGCUGUGCCCGUGCGGUCGUGCGGGUUGCUGCCGUGUUUGGUCCUUUGGUGCUCCCUCCUCCUUAGUCUCUCUCCCUCUCUCCUCUUCUCUUCCCACCUCCCUCUUUCUUCACACCCCCUGCCCCCUCAUGCCAUCCGCUCCCCCCGCCCCUACCCUCCGCGUGCCCGCUCCCUUGCCGCCUCUUUUGACCCUCCCUGCCCCCCUCGCCGUUUCCCACCGCCCGCCAUUCGCUCCUCCCCGCCCGUGCGCUCCCCUCGUUUACCUUCUCCUCCCCCCUCCCCUCCUCUGCUGCACGCCUCUUCCUUCCCCUCGCCGACCCACUCCACUCCCUGCCCCUCCUCAAUCCGCACCCUGCCCCUCGUAUCUCGCCCCCCUAUGCUUGGUUUCUCCCCUCCCUGCCCCUCGCCGCCUUUCUCCGCUCCCCACCUCCCCCCUCUCCCUGCCCCCCCACUCUCCCCCCCUUGCCCUUGGCUUCCUACCUCCCUGCCCCACCUUUCCCCCCUCCGUGUGCUCAGCUUCUCCCCUCCCUGCCCCUCCCUCCUCCUCGCCCUGCCCCUCGUUUUCCGCCCCCCCACGCCCGGUUUCUCCCCUCCCCGCGCCUCCCUUUCUUUCUCCGUGCCUCUCCUUUGCUCCCUCCCUGCCCCCGCCUGCCCAUGCCCCUGUCUUUGGCUUCUCCCCUCCCUGCCCCACCCUCUUCCCUCCCUGCCCCUCCCUUCCUCCCCCCCUGCCCUUUGCUCUCCCCUCGUUACGCUCCCUUCUCCCCAUCCCUGCUGCCCUCUUACCACCAUCAGCCCAUCCCCACCACCAGCCCCCCUCCCACCCUUCUCUCCCCCCCUCCCUUUCCCUCUCUCUCUUUCUCACACACACACACGCACACUCCCCUCCCCCACCCCCCACCCACAUCCUCCCAUUCUGCCCCUCCCUGCCCCUUUCCCACCCCCUCGCACGCCCCUCACCUCCCACCUCUGUGCAACUGGUUUCCCCCCUAUGGUGCCUCCCUUGCAUCGCUCGCCCCUCUGCUCACCCUCUGCCCGCCCCUUUUCCGUGCCCCCAGCUGGCCCAGCCCCUGCCCGUUGCUGCCCCUCCCCUUGCCCCCUCAACUCCCCUGCCCCCUGUACACCCCAGUCCCAUCCAACCGCCCCCACCCUCCCCCGGCUGCCCGUUUCCGCUCUCCACCCCCGCGACCGUGUGCGGCUUCCAACCGCCCAACGGUGGUGCGCACGGGGCGUUUCUUCGCAUGGGCAAGCCUCCCCGGGGCCCCCCCUCCCCGCUGGGUCAUUCCCCCCGUCUCCCUGCCCUUAGUACCGCCGCGCUCUGCCCGUGCGUCACCCUCGCCCACUUCAUACCACCUCCCCCUUCUCCCCCCCCCCCGGCUUCUCCCUAUCAUCACCCGCAUGUUCCCCCACUCCCCUGUCCACAACGUCCCUCCUCCACCCCCCCUCCUGCCUUCCCCACUCCCACUCUGCCCCCCACACCUCUACGAGCCGUACCUCCCCCUCCAGCCUCCCUUUUCCCCCCCAGCUACUUCCGCAUCCAGCCCACCCACCCCAGCCUCCCUCUACCUCUCCCUAACUCCACACCGCCGUUCCUACCCCCAGCCAAGGUCUACACCCCUUGCUUUUGCUCCCAGUGCUGUGCUGUCCCCAACCUCCCUCCGCCUUUCCGCGGCACCAGACCGCCUCUCCCUCCCCCAGCCAACCUUUGCACCCCCUGUUCCUGCCCCUUGUGCCCUCCAACACCCUACCUCAACCCCCCCCAGUCUCCCCCUUCUCCAACACCCUCCAUAUUUCCUCCCCCCUGGGGCUCGCCCAUCCGCAGUUAUCACCCUUCAUCGAUUCCCCAAUUCCCUCUGUCCCCUGUUUCCCGGCCCCGCAUCCUAUUCUGCAUUUACCACGGCGCCUCCUUUCGGUGCCCUCUCGGCCCUCCCACGUUCUCACCCCCCGCCUCCCAACCUUCUCAUUACCCGCUACCAGGCUCACGCCAACUCGACUACCCACUACCCUUUGCCCCUUCCUCUCUGUUCCCCACCCUUCCUUCCCCACUUGGCUCCACCUGCCCACCCCCACCUCCCGUGGAAUUCUGCCCUGCCCUCCCCACCUCCGGCCCACCACCUGUCCCCACACCCUGCUCACCCACCGCUACAUCACCCCCGCCCCCCCACCUCCACUACAGCCCGCCAACACUUCCCCCCUCAACCGGCCCCCAGCCCGCCCCCCCCCUUGGGCCCCAAUCCCCUCCAACUCACAUAGAAGCGGGAGAGGGCAGAGCCAGGGGGGAACUUGCAGCUGACACUGCACGGGAAGGGGUAAGUGAAUUUGUGUGUGAAGGAGCAGCAGAGGCUGCAGAGGAUGGGGCAGCAAAGGCUGCAUGGGAAGGGGCAAUGGGGGUUGUGGGGGAAGGGGCAGCAGAGGCUGCAGAGGAAAGGGCAGCAGAGGCUACAAGGGAAGGGGCAGCAGCGGCUGCACGGGAAAGGGCGGCAGAGGCUGCACGGGAAGGGGCGACAGGGACCGUGACUCUGGCCAGGCAAAGGGCAGAGGCCAUGGAGACAGGUUUUGCAGGAGUAGGGGCCACGGAACCUGCUGCUGUGUCGGCUGGGGGAACCGCAGCAGAGGAGGCUAUAGGGACCGCACCAGUCGAGGCUGCAAGGACUGCAGCAGGAGCGACAGAGGCCACAGUGGGGGCUGGUACAGGGGGAGGUGCUACGGGUGCAGCGGGGAAGGGGGUAACGGGGACUGGCGCGAGGGAGAGUGCCGCCCCGGCUGUAGCAAGAGAGGGUACGGCAGGGGCUAGAGUGGGAGAAGGGACAGCAGUGGCCUCAAAGGCAGAAGGUGAGACUGCAGCUGAAGCAGCAGGGAGGGCCAUAGCACGGCCAGUAGGGGCGGCAGGGGCCGCAGCAAACGCGGGGAAACACACAGCAGGGCCAGCAGGGCCGGCAGAGAGUGCAAAAGGGGCUAGCAGUAAAGCGGCAGCAGGCGGGGUGGGCUCGGGGGACAUAGGGGCAACAGGGGAAGGAGAGGUGAGUGUGGUCCCGACCGGGGUGGGCACUGAAGAGGGGGAUGUGAUAGCGAUAGAGGAGGAUGAGGGAGAGGAUGUGAUGCACAUUGACGGGCCACUGGCCCAAUACCUCACGCUUGACGGUGAGGCCGACCCGGCCCCCCUGCAGCCUCACGUCGAGGUUCCCCCUCUACCCCCCAUGCCCGUCCCCAUGCUAGCAGAAGGACCGAUGGAGGGGCUGGGGGAGACUUUGAGGACAGAGCCGCGCGAGGGAGCCCCCAUCCUCACCUCCCGUCCUCCAGCCCACCCACCCCCAAGAGCACCACUUCCCCACCCCCACCCUCAGGUCCCGGUAGUAUCCAGGGGGGCAGCCAAGGCCCUGGCCUUCUUGGCGGAGCCGUGCUCCCCGACCCCCACGUUGCUCCAUGGCCAGCCCCCCUCUCCGUCCCCAACGCCUGACCCCACGGUUGCAGGCGGUCCACCGGGAGAGCACGCGGCCGAGACCCACCCGCAAGGGCUUGCGCCCAAGGCUCAUGGGAGCGGCGGCACCCGGGUAGAGGGGCCCACAGGAGAGGCCACUACAGAGUCCACACAAAUCUCUCUCCCCCCACCGCUUGUACCUCGCUCUAACCUCCACACUGGCCCAGCCCCUCGACCCCCACCUCCAAUCCCCUCUCCCGGCCGGGUUCCCCACGAGUGGCCCCAUUUGGCAGCCAUCACCCCCCACACACAGCCUGCCCGAUCUGUUCCCACGGAGGGGGAUGUUUCGAGGAGAGAGGGGAUGCACACAGAGCACCCCCCGCUUGGCGAACCACCCAUCCUCCCUCCACCCACCCCUUUGGCCCCACAGCCCCCCCUUCCUUCACAAACAGGCGCGGACAACCAGGUUGGCCGCCGGCGGAAGAACAGGGGCAGUGGAGGCAGAGGGUCAGCCCACGUACUCCCCCCUCCCUCCCUCCCCCACCAAGAGCCCCUCCCCAUCCCACAUCCCGUUGAACCCUUACCAGGCCCUACCUCUACAGCCCGACCACCAAACCUACACUCCCGCCCCGCUCCUGCACCUCCACAGGGCCAUGGGAGCGGACCAGCCCACUCACCCCCAUUCUGCCCCUCCCGUGCUGUGUCCCCCUCCCAGGAGGCGGCGGCCGCGAUCGCUACUGGGAUGGAGGCCGUCGGGUUGAGGGAUGCGCCCAUGGAAGACGCCACCGACUCCCCCUCCCAUCCCUCCCACCCCUUCCAUGUCGACGACCCCCUACCGCAACCCAUGCCAGGCGCGUCACUCCCGACCCCAAUGGAGACGGACCGGGUUCUGAGGCCGUGUCACUCGCACCUAGAUGGGGUGGCGCCUCCCCCCGUUCAGCCCGUGGCGCAGGAGGUCACCAGCAGUAGGGAUGAGGCAUCCGCCCCUACCGAGAGCCCUCCGCCUGGGGUAGCGGAGCCGUCUCCUCCCCUCAUCCCAGGCGAUCCUCUCGGAGCUCAGGCCGCCCACGGGGUCCCCUCUACAGCCACUUCCGACGCCACGGCCCCGAUUGACCCCGCCGACACGUGGACAUCACCCGACCAGGUCGCGGCCCAUGAUACCGCCUCGAUCAUCCCUUCCCUCUCACAGCCCCGUGCGACCGGGAUACAGUUCACCGACGCACAGUGGCAGACGCUCGACUCGGUGGACUGGACAGAGUACUUCUCGCCCGAGCGUAUCCAUGCACGCCCUCUCCGACGUGUCCCGGAGAGGGUCCGCGGAGGAUAUCUCGACGUUCUCAGUGCGAUCCUAGUCCGCAUUGCCCUGGACCUGGAGGCUGCUGGCCCUACCUUCCUCCUCGCUGCAGCGCCGACUCUUUUCCUUGUUCCAGCGACGCCACCCGACCGCUCGCACACGGCUGCCAUUGCAGCGGGCAUCUCCCGCUUUGGUCAAGCUCCGCGGGGCUCUUCGGGAGGACCGUCCGGUUGGGUCGCUGAGCACCUGCGAGACACUUUCUUAGCUUUCCCUCAGAGUCUCCAUUUCCUCCUGGCCGUGUACCAGCAGUGGCUCCGAGGCCGUUGCGCUCCAGCUGCGCGCUCCUUGCUAGCGUCUUCCACCCUCGUGGCUCUGGCGAAGUCGAACAUGGAUGUUCGGCCGAUUGCCAUCGGCGAGGUUUUGGUCCGCAUUCUUUCUCGUGCAGUCUGUCUCCAGCUACGUGACCAGAUGGCGAGGGUCUUCUUGGCGUCACAGCAGUUUGGGGUGGGGGUUAUGUGCGGGACAGAGGUCGUAGUUAGAGGCGUCCGCCGCGCCCUGGCUGACCACCCAGACUGGGUGGUCCUGCAGCUAGACGUGGCGAAUGCCUUUAACUCUUUCCACCGAGACAGGAUGUUCCAGGCGCUGCAGGCCAGCCCGGAGUUUCAGUGUCUGAUCCCCUUCAUCGGCCUCUUCUACGGGACGCCCUCGGAUCUCCACUACAGGCGCUUGGGCGAGAUGGGCCUUGCAGCCCAGCCGCACAAGUGCCUCGUCUACCAGACAGAGUCCUUUCUGUCCAGGGAUCUGGAGGCUUUCACGGGCCUAGGGAUCGAGGUCGCACGCCGAGGGCUCACCGUGACAGGCGUACCGAUCUUCCUCCCCAUCCGUCUCGGGGGUUUCGGCAUUCGUCGCAUGGCGCGCAUUGCCCCGGUGAGUUUCGUGUGCUCCUGGGUGCAGUGUGCACCCAUUCUCUGUUCUCUCCCUGCGUAUGGCGAGGUGUUUCGGCAGAGCUUCGCUUCAGGUGAGCCAGAGCAGAUCGACCGGGCUCUGCAGACGGCGCUAGAGGGUCUCCCACCUGACGUUCUCUCUCUCCUUCCCUCCUGGCCCUGUUGCGCUUCUGCCUCCCCCGAUUCCCUUUUUGCAGGAGCGAGCCGUCUUCUGGAGGCGCAUGCCUUGGAGGCCGUGCGUGCCCGUCACGCCUCUCCCUUGCACCUUGCCCGUUUGACUUCCCUUCAGGGCGGAGGUGCAGGGGCGUGGUUGACGUCGGUGCCGUACGCCGACCCACUGCGCAUCCCGGAGGCGCUGUGGCAGGCGGCUUCAUCUUCUCGUCUUGGUCUCCCUAUCCCCCAGUUAGCCCUUGCAGGUCAGUGCUCCUGCGGACAGGCGAUUGACGACAUGACGGUGCCUCAUCACGCGGUUCGGUGCCCGCGCUACGGGGUCGCCACUACCAUCCACGACACGGUGAAGUACAUGCUUCGAGACUUUGCGGUCGAGGCGGGCUUCGCGGUAAAGGUGGAGGACUCUACGCUGUUCACACAGUUGGAGGCGGCUCGAGCGAGACUACUGGGACAGCCAGUGGUGGGAGAGGGGACACGGGCUGAGGGACCAGGGGAGCAGAGAGGCGAGGCGGGACAGCCGGGUGGCGGGGGACAGUGGGGACAGCACCAGCUGCGGGGUCAGGUGGAGCGAGGGACAGGUGGGCAGAGGGGACGGCAGGGGGAGCAGACGGGCCAGGACGGGGAGGGGAGACGGCACAGGCAGCAGCAGAAGAGCCAGUGGAGGCCGCGGGCCCAGGGCGCCGCGCCUCCAGGUUCGGCCUCGGGGGUGGGGCAGGGGCGGGAGCAGCAGAGAGCGGACGGAGGUACAGGAGGGGCAGCGGGUUUAGGAGGGGAGGGCCAGGGAGUGAGAGAGGCAGCAGGGGAUGGAGCAGGGGGGUCGGGAGGGUUGGGGGAGGGUAGAGAGGGGGAGGGGAGAGGACAGGUGGAUGGAGGAGAGGAGAGGGGGAGAGAGACGAUCAGAGAGGAGGCACCAAGGGACCAGACAGGGCAGCGGCCAGCGCAACAGCAGGGACCAGUCGAACGCACAAGCCAUGUAGGCACCGCCUCCCGCAUCCCAGACCUCACCUGCCGCGACGUUGGCCAGGGUCUGAUGGUUCUUGUGGAUGUCUCCAUAGCGGAUCCACAGCGGGAGGGGAACGUGCAGCUGAGACGGGCGACCCCCACACAGAUCGGAGUGGCAGCAGCUAGGCGGGUGCAGGAGAAGCUGCGUCACUGGGGGCCGCACUUAGAGGGGCUGCAGCCGGCACCACACUUUUACGCGUGCGUGGCGGAGACCUUUGGCCUUCUGAGUGAGCCGCUGCGUCAGUUUCUGGGGCUCUGCGCAAAGAGGAUAGCACAGCGGAGGAGGGAUAGAGGUGGGGGGGAUGACGGAUUGAUACGGAUAUUUGAGGCAGGACUCACUACACGCCUCUCCAUUGCACUACAGCGCGCGCAGGCUCAAUGCAUGAUCCAGCAUGCGUCACACCCCCUGCCCCCUCAUGCCAUCCGCUCCCCCCGCCCCUACCCUCCGCGUGCCCGCUCCCUUGCCGCCUCGUUUGACCCUCCCUGCCCCCCUCGCCGUUUCCCACCGCCCGCCAUUCGCUCGUCCCCGCCCGUGCGCUCCCCUCGUUUACCUUCUCCUCCCCCCUCCCCUCCUCUGCUGCACGCCUCUUCCUUCCCCUCGCCGACCCACUCCACUCCCUGCCCCUCCUCAAUCCGCACCCUGCCCCUCGUAUCUCGCCCCCCUAUGCUUGGUUUCUCCCCUCCCUGCCCCUCGCCGCCUUUCUCCGCCCCCCACCUCCCCCCUCUCCCUGCCCCCCCACUCUCCCACCCUUGCCCUUGGCUUCCUACCUCCCUACCCCACCUUUCCCCCCUCUGUGUGCUCAGCUUCUCCCCUCCCUGCCCCUCCCUCCUCCCCGCCCUGCCCCUCGUUUUCCGCCCCCCCACGCCCGGUUUCUCCCCUCCCCGCGCCUCCCUUUCUUUCUCCGUGCCUCUCCUCUGCUCCCUCCAUGCCCCCGCCUGCCCAUGCCCCUGUCUUUGGCUUCUCCCCUCCCUGCCCCACGUUUCUUCCCUCCCUGCCCACCCCCUCUGCCCCUCCCUUGUUUUCCCCUCACCCAUUGCUUCUCCCCUCCCUGCCAUUGAUUUCCCGCACCCCUGCCCUUGUUUCCUACCAUCCAUGCCCCUCGUUUCCCCCCCUUUGUACGUUCAGCCUCUUCCCUCCCUGCCCCUCCCUUCCUCCCCCCCUGCCCUUUGCUCUCCCCUCGUUACGCUCCCUUCUCCCCAUCCCUGCUGCCCUCUUACCACCAUCAGCCCAUCCCCACCACCAGCCCCCCUCCCACCCUUCUCUCCCCCCCUCCCUUUCCCUCUCUCUCUUUCUCACACACACACACGCACACUCCCCUCCCCCACCCCCCCACCCACAUCCUCCCAUUCUGCCCCUCCCUGCCCCUUUCCCACCCCCUCGCACGCCCCUCACCUCCCACCUCCGUGCAACUGGUUUCCCCCCUAUGGUGCCUCCCUUGCAUCGCUCGCCCCUCUGCUCACCCUCUGCCCACCCCUUUUCCGUGCCGUCAGCUGGCCCAGCCCCUGCCCGUCGCUGCCCCUCCCCUUGCCCCCUCAACUCCCCUGCCCCCCGUACACCCCAGUCCCAUCCAACCGCCCCCACCCUCCCCCGGCUGCCCGUUUCCGCUCUCCACCCCCGCGACCGUGUGCGGCUUCCAACCGCCCAACGGUGGUGCGCACGGGGCGUUUCUUCGCACGGGCAAGCCUCCCCGGGGGCCCCCCACCCCCUGGGUCGUUUACCGCCGCGCUCUGCCCGUGCGUCACCCUUGCCCACUUCAUACCACCUCCCCCUUCUCCCCCCCCCCGGCUUCUCCCUAUCAUCACCCGCAUGUUCCCCCACUCCCCUGUCCACAACGUCCCUCCUCCACCCCCCCUCCUGCCUUCCCCACUCCCACUCUGCCCCCCACACCUCUACGAGCCGUACUUCCCCCUCCAGCCUCCCUUUCCCCCCCAGCUACUUCCGCAUCCAGCGUGGGCUGCACCUCUGCAUCCCGCCCUGCCAGGCCCUUCGGUGACCCAACUGCCGCCACCUGGCACCACGCCGCCUUUCCCACCCCCAUCCAAUCUCUACACCCCCUGCCCCUGCUCCCUGCGCAAUCCAGCCACCUACCCCAGCCUCCCUCUACCUCUCCCUAACUCCACACCGCCGUUCCUACCCCCAGCCAAGGUCUACACCCCUUGCUUUUGCUCCCUGGGCUGUGCCGUCCCCAACCUCCCUCCGCCUUUCCGCGGCACCAGACCGCCUCUCCCUCCCCCAGCCAACCUUUGCACCCCCUGUUCCUGCCCCUUGUGCCCUCCAACACCCUACCUCAACCCCCCCCAGUCUCCCCCUUCUCCAACACCCUCCAUAUUUCCUCCCCCCUGGGGCUCGCCCAUCCGCAGUUAUCACCCUUCAUCGUUUCCCCAAUUCCCUCUGUCCCCUGUUUCCCGGCCCCGCAUCCUAUUCUGCAUUUACCACAGCGCCUCCUUUCGGUGCCCUCUCUGCCCUCCCACGUUCUCACCCCCCGCCUCCCAACCUUCUCAUUACCCACUACCAGGCUCACGCCAACUCGACUACCCACUACCCUUUGCCCCUUCCUCUCUGUUCCCCACCCUUCCUUUCCCACUUGGCUCCACCUGCCCACCCCCACCUCCCGUGGAAUUCUGCCCUGCCCUCCCCACCUCCGGCCCACCACCUGUCCCCACACCCUGCUCACCCACCGCUACAUCACCCCCGCCCCCCCACCUCCACUACAGCCCGCCAACACUUCCCCUCUCAACCGGCCCCCAGCCCGCCCCCCCCUUGGGCCCCAAUCCCCUCCAACUGUCAGGCCCCCUCUACCCUCUCUUCCACCCACUGCGCACCGCUUUCCCCACCCUUUUCCCCUUUCCCCAAGCUAACCCCCCGCACCCCGGCCUCUGCCAGGGAGUUCCUUCCCCCUUUGACGCCCUCUUGAGCCAACUCCAGCAACUCACACCGCCACCGCCAGGCAUGCUGCCUCUAGCCAGGGGGGAACUUGCAGCUGACACUGCACGGGAAGGGGUAAGUGAGUUUGUGUGUGAAGGAGCAGCAGAGGCUGCAGAGGAUGGGGCAGCAAAGGCUGCACGGGAAGGGGCAAUGGGGGUUGUGGGGGAAGGGGCAGCAGAGGCUGCAGAGGAGAGGGCAGCAGAGGCUGCAAGGGAAGGGGCAGCAGCGGCUGCACGGGAAAGGGCGGCAGGGGCUGCACGGGAAGGGGCGGCAGGGACCGUGACUCUGGCCAGGCAAAGGGCAGAGGCCAUGGAGACAGGUUUUGCAGGAGUAGGGGCCACGGAACCUGCUGCUGUGUCGGCUGGGGGAACCGCAGUAGAGGAGGCUAUAGGGACCGCACCAGUCGAGGCUGCAAGGACUGCAGCAGGAGCAACAGAGGCCACAGUGGGGGCUGGUAUAGGGGGAGGUGCUACGGGUGCAGCGGGGAAGGGGGUAACGGGGACUGGUGCGAGGGAGAGUGCCGCCCCGGCUGUAGCAAGAGAGGGUACGGCAGGGGCUAGAGUGGGAGAGGGGACAGCAGUGGCCUCAAAGGCAGAAGGUGAGGCUGCAGCUGAAGCAGCAGGGAGGGCCAUAGCACGGCCAGUAGGGGCGGCAGGGGCCGCAGCAAACGCGGGGAAACACACAGCAGGGCCGGCAGGGCCGGCAGAGACUGCAAAAGGGGCUAGCAGUAAAGCGGCAGCAGGCGGGGUGGGCUCGGGGGACAUAGGGGCAACAGGGGAAGGAGAGGUGAGUGUGGUCCCGACCGGGGUGGGCACUGAAGAGGGGGAUGUGAUAGCGAUAGAGGAGGAUGAGGGAGAGGAUGUGAUGCACAUUGACGGGCCACUGGCCCAAUACCUCACGCUUGACGGUGAGGCCGACCCGGCCGCCCUGCAGCCUCACGUCGAGAUUCCCCCUCUACCCCCCAUGCCCGUCCCCAUGCUAGCAGAAGGACCGAUGGAGGGGCUGGGGGAGACCUUGAGGACAGAGCCGCGCGAGGGAGCCCCCAUCCUCACCUCCCGUCCUCCAGCCCACCCACCCCCAGGAGCACCACUUCCCCACCCCCACCCUCAGGUCCCGGUAGUGUCCAGGGGGGCAGCCAAGGCCCUGGCCUUCUUGGCGGAGCCAUGCUCCCCGACCCCCACGCUGCUCCAUGGUCAGCUCCCCUCUCCGUCCCCAACGCCUGACCCCACGGUUGCAGGCGGUCCACCGGGAGAGCACGCGGCACACCUCUGCCCCCACCCUCAGGGGCUCCUUAGAGCACCACGUGGAGCAGCCAGGGCUCUGGUCUUCCUAGAGGAGCCAUGCUCCCCGACUCCUACCAACACCCAGCCACCCCCUACCGGCCCACUACCCCCUCCUCCACCAGGCCCCCCCCCCACCCGUCGCCGCACAGCCCCAACACGCCCACCCAACAGGCUGCCCUCCCCACACCACCCCCCCCAGGCAGCCGAGACCCACCCGCAAGGGCUUGCGCCCCAGGCUCAUGGGAGCGGCGGCACCCGGGUAGAGGGGCCCACAGGAGAGGCCACCACAGGGCCCACACAAAUCUCUCUCCCCCCACCGUUUGUACCUCGCUCUAACCUCCACACUGGCCCGACCCCUCGACCCCCACCUCCAACCCCCUCUCCCGGCCGGGUUCCCCACGAGUGGCCCCGUUGGGCAGCCAUCACCCCCCACACACAGCUUGCCCGAUCUGUUCCCACGGAGGGGGAUGUUUCGAGGAGAGAGGGGAUGCAAACAGAGCACCCCCCGCCUGGCGAACCACCCAUCCUCCCUCCACCCACCCCUUUGGCCCCACAGCCCCCCCUUCCUUCACAAACAGGCGCGGACAACCAGGUGGCGGCGGCCGCGAUCGCUACUGGGAGGGAGGCCGUCGGGUUGAGGGAUGCGCCCAUGGCAGACGCCACCGACUCCCCCUCCCAUCCCUCCCACCCUUCCAUGUCGACGACCCCCUACCGCAACCCAUGGCAGGUCUUCGAGACCCCAGAGGAGGUGAGGGCUGGCAUUUCAGAUUUGCUGGCGAUACACCGCCUGAGCAGCUCUCCGGCUGCCCCCACCCUUCCAGUCCCACAGGACCGGACCCGGACGUAUGCGGAGGUCACCCGGUCUGUCCCUUCUUUUAUCCCCCCCGCCACUCAGCUAGGCGCGUCACUCCCGACCCCAAUGGAGACGGACCGGGUUCUGAGGCCGUGUCACUCGCACCUAGACGGGGUGGCGCCUCCCCUCGUUCAGCCCGUGGCGCAGGAGGUCACCAGCAGUAGGGAUGAGGCAUCCGCCCCUACCGAGACCCCUCCGCCUGGGGUAGCAGAGCCGUCACUUGAACCGCACCCCGCCGAGGGGCAGGAGCACACCACGGCACACACUUCAGGCUCACCUCCACGUCCCCCCUCCCCAGCUUCGACACCGGUACCGGCACGAGGCCCGGCCCUAUCCUGUGCGACACCACCUCUAUCUUCGCUGACACCCCCCCCGCGCGGGGCUGGUGAGCCGUCUCCUCCCCUCAUCCCAGGCGAUCCUCUCGGAGCUCAGGCCGCCCACGGGGUCCCCUCUACAGCCAGUUCCGACGCCACGGCCCCGAUUGACCCCGCCGACACGGCGACAUCACCCGACCAGGUCGUGAGUUGCCCCACCUGCAGGAGCUCUCUCGCGAACCGACGCGCGCUCCAGCACCACAUUCCCUUCUGCCAUCCUGCGGAUGCGGCUCGCAGGGCGCAGGCUGCCCAUGAUACCGCCUCGAUCAUCCCUUCCCUCUCACAGCCCCGUGCGACCGGGAUGCAGUUCACCGACGCACACUGGCAGACGCUCGACUCGGUGGACUGGACAGAGUACUUCUCGCCCGAGCGUAUCCAUACAUGCCCUCUCCGACGUGUCCCGGAGAGGGUCCGCGGAGGAUAUCUUGACGUCCUCAGUGCGAUCCUAGUCCGCAUUGCCCAGGACCCGGAGGCUGCUGGCCCUACCUUCCUCCUCGCUGCAGCGCCGACUCUUUUCCUUGUUCCAGCGACGCCACCCGACCGCUCGCACACGGCUGCCAUUGCAGCGCGCAUCUCCCGCUUUGGUCGAGCUCCGCGGGGCUCUUCGGGAGGACCGUCCGGUUGGGUCGCUGAGCACCUGCGAGACACUUUCUUAGCUUUCCCUCAGAGUCUCCAUUUCCUCCUGGCCGUGUACCAGCAGUGGCUCCGAGGCCGUUGCGCUCCAGCUGCACGCUCCUUGCUAGCGUCUUCCACCCUCGUGGCUCUGGCGAAGUCGAACAUGGAUGUUCGGCCGAUUGCCAUCGGCGAGGUUUUGGUCCGCAUUCUUUCUCGUGCAGUCUGUCUCCAGCUACGUGACCAGAUGGCGAGGGUCUUCUUGGCGUCACAGCAGUUUGGGGUGGGGGUUAUGUGCGGGACAGAGGUCGUAGUUAGAGGCGUCCGCCGCGCCCUGGCUGACCACCCAGACUGGGUGGUCCUGCAGCUAGACGUGGCGAAUGCCUUUAACUCUUUCCACCGAGACAGGAUGUUCCAGGCGCUGCAGGCCAGCCCGGAGUUUCAGUGUCUGAUCCCCUUCAUCGGCCUCUUCUACGGGACGCCCUCGGAUCUCCACUACAGGUCAGGCACGGGAGUGGUCACGAUGCACUCGGAGCGGGGCACUCGCCAGGGAGACCCUCUCAGCCCCUUCUUGUACGCUCUGACACAGCGUCUUGCUUUGGAGCCGGUUCUGGCGGAGGGGGAUGUCCAGCUCUGGUUGUACGCCGAUGACACGUACGUGCUAGGUCCCCCAGCCAGGGUGCUGCACCACUUUGCCGAGAUCAUGAGGCGCUUGGGCGAGAUGGGCCUUGCAGCCCAGCCGCACAAGUGCCUCGUCUACCAGACGGAGUCCUUUCUGUCCAGGGAUCUGGAGGCUUUCACGGGCCUAGGGAUCGAGGUCGCACGCCGAGGGCUCACCGUGACAGGCGUACCGGUAGGCACCGUUUCGUUCGUGGAGCAGAGUCUCCCGGAUCGUCUCGAGAGGAUGGGGCGGGUGCUACCUUGGCUUCCGAGGUUGCGCCAGCCCCAGACAGCUGCCCGCCUCCUUUCGGCGUGUGUCAGCACUCGUCCGCAGUACCUGUCGAGGACCGUCCCUCCUUCGCCCGCAGUGAUCUCCAGUUUUACACGGUGGGACGCACGCCUGGGAGAGACAUUUCAGCAGCUUUUAGCUUCAGGGACCUGGGCUUGUCGCGAGGACGUCCGAGAGGCCGCCCUAGACCAGAUCUUCCUCCCCAUCCGUCUCGGGGGUUUCGGCAUUCGUCGCAUGGCGCGCAUUGCCCCGCUUCGCUUAAGAGCGAGCCGUCUUCUGGAGGCGCAUGCCUUGGAGGCCGUGCGUGCCCGUCACGCCUCUCCCUUGCACCUUGCCCGUUUGACUUCCCUUCAGGGCGGAGGUGCAGGGGCGUGGUUGACGUCGGUGCCGUACGCCGACCCACUGCGCAUCCCGGAGGCGCUGUGGCAGGCGGCUUCAUCUUCUCGUCUUGGUCUCCCUAUCCCCCAGUUAGCCCUUGCAGGUCAGUGCUCCUGCGGACAGGCGAUUGACGACAUGACGGUGCCUCAUCACGCGGUUCGGUGCCCGCGCUACGGGGUCGCCACUACCAUCCACGACACGGUGAAGUACAUGCUUCGAGACUUUGCGGUCGAGGCGGGCUUUGCGGUAAAGGUGGAGGACUCUACGCUGUUCACACAGUUGGAGGCGGCUCGAGCGAGACUACUGGGACAGCCAGUGGUGGGAGAGGGGACACGGGCUGAGGGACCGGGGGAGCGGAGAGGCGAGGCGGGACAGCCGGGUGGCGGGGGACAGUGGGGACGGCACCAGCUGCGGGGUCAGGUGGAGCGAGGGACAGGUGGGCAGAGGGGACGGCAGGGGGAGAAGACGGGCCAGGACGGGGAGGGGGGACGGCACAGGCAGCAGCAGGAGAGCCAGUGGAGGCCGCGGGCCCAAAGCGCCGCGCCUCCAGGUUCGGCCCCGGGGGCGGGGCAGGGGCGGGAGCAGCAGAGAGCGGACGGAGGUACAGGAGGGGCAGCGGGAUUGGGAGGGGAGGGCCAGGGAGUGAGGGAGGCAACAGGGGAUGGAGCAGGGGGGUCGGGAGGUUUGGGGGAGGGUAGAGAGGGGGAGGGGAGAGGACAGGUGGAUGGAGGAGAGGAGAGGGGGAGAGAGACGAUCGGAGAGGGGGCACCAAGGGACCAGACAGGGCAGCAGCCAGCGCAACAGCAGGGACCAGUCGGACGCACAGGCCGUGUAGGCACCGCCUCCCGCAUUCCAGAUCUCACUUGCCGCGACGUUGGCCAGGGUCUGAUGGUUCUUGUGGAUGUCUCCAUAGCGGAUCCACAGCGGGAGGGGAACGUGCAGCUGAGACGGGCGACCCCCACACAGAUUGGAGUGGCAGCAGCUAGGCGGGUGCAGGAGAAGCUGCGUCACUGGGGGCCGCACUUAGAGGGGCUGCAGCCGGCACCACACUUUUACGCGUGCGUGGCGGAGACCUUUGGCCUUCUGAGUGAGCCGCUGCGUCAGUUUCUGGGGCUCUGCGCAAAGAGGAUAGCACAGCGGAGGAGGGAUAAAGGUGGGGGGGAUGACGGAUCGGCACGGAUAUUUGAGGCAGGACUCACUACACGCCUCUCCGUUGCACUGCAGCGCGCGCAGGCUCAAUGCAUGAUCCAGCAUGCGGUGCGGCAGUUAGGGAGUCACACCCCCUGCCCCCUCAUGCCAUCCGCUCCCCCCGCCCCAACCCUCCGCGUGCCCGCUCCCUUGCCGCCUCUUUUGACCCUCCCUGCCCCCCUCGCCGUUUCCCACCGCCCGCCAUUCGCUCCUCCCCGCCCGUGCGCUCCCCUCGCUUACCUUCUCCUCCCCCCUCCCCUCCUCUGCUGCACGCCUCUUCCUUCCCCUCGCCGACCCACUCCACUCCCUGCCCCUCCUCAAUCCGCACCCUGCCCCUCGUAUCUCGCCCCCCUAUGCUUGGUUUCUCCCCUCCCUGCUCCUCGCCGCCUUUCUCCGCCCCCCCACCUCCCCCCUCUCCCUGCCCCCCCACUCUCCCCCCCUUGCCCUUGGCUUCCUACCUCCCUGCCCCACCUUUCCCCCCUCCGUGUGCUCAGCUUCUCCCCUCCCUGCCCCUCCCUCCUCCCCGCCCUGCCCCUCGUUUUCCGCCCCCCCACGCCCGGUUUCUCCCCUCCCCGCGCCUCCCUUUCUUUCUCCGUGCCUCUCCUUUGCUCCCUCCCUGCCCCCGCCUGCCCAUGCCCCUGUCUUUGGCUUCUCCCCUCCCUGCCCCACGUUUCUUCCCUCCCUGCCCCACGUUUCUUCCCUCCCUGCCUCCCCUCUGCCCAUCCCUUGUUUUCCCCUCACCCAUUGCUUCUUCCCUCCAUGCCCUUGAUUUCCCGCACCCCUGCCCUUGUUUCCUACCAUCCAUGCCCCUCGUUUCCCCCCCUUUGUACGUUCAGCCUCUUCCCUCCCUGCCCCUCCCUUCCUCCCCCCCUGCCCUUUGCUCUCCCCUCGUUACGCUCCCUUCUCCCCAUCCCUGCUGCCCUCUUACCACCAUCAGCCCAUCCCCACCACCAGCCCCCCUCCCACCCUUCUCUCCCCCCCUCCCUUUCCCUCUCUCUCCCUCUCUCUCUUUCUCACACACACACACGCACACUCCCCUCCCCCACCCCCCACCCACAUCCUCCCAUUCUGCCCCUCCCUGCCCCUUUCCCACCCCCUCGCACGCCCCUCACCUCCCACCUCCCACCUCCGUGCAACUGGUUUCCCGCCUAUGGUGCCUCCCUUGCAUCGCUCGCCCCUCUGCUCACCCUCUGCCCGCCCCUUUUCCAUGCCCUCAGCUGGCCCAGCCCCUGCCGGUUGCUGCCCCUCCCCUUGCCCCCUCAACUCCCCUGCCCCCCGUACGACCCAGUCCCAUCCAACCGCCCCCACCCUCCCCCGGCUGCCCGUUUCCGCUCUCCACCCCCUGCGACCGUGUGCGGCUUCCAACCGCCCAACGGUGGUGCGCACGGGGCGUUUCUUCGCACGGGCAAGCCUCCCCGGGGGUCCCCCACCCCGCUGGGUCGUUCCUCCCGUCUCCCUGCCCUUAGUACCGCCGCGCUCUGCCCGUGCGUCACCCUUGCCCACUUCAUACCACCUCCCCCUUCUCCCCCCCCCCCGGCUUCUCCCUAUCAUCACCCGCAUGUUCCCCCACUCCCCUGUCCACAACGUCCCUCCUCCACCCCCCCUCCUGCCUUCCCCACUCCCACUCUGCCCCCCACACCCUCUACGAGCCGUACUUCCCCCUCCAGCCUCCCUUUCCCCCCCAGCUACUUCCGCAUCCAGCCCACCUACCCCAGCCUCCCUCUACCUCUCCCUAACUCCACACCGCCGUUCCUACCCCCAGCCAAGGUCUACACCCCUUGCUUUUGCUCCCUGGGCUGUGCCGUCCCCAACCUCCCUCCGCCUUUCCGCGGCACCAGACCGCCUCUCCCUCCCCCCAGCCAACCUUUGCACCCCCUGUUCCUGCCCCUUGUGCCCUCCAACACCCUACCUCAACCCCCCCAGUCUCCCCCUUCUCCAACACCCUCCAUAUUUCCUCCCCCCUGGGGCUCGCCCAUCCGCAGUUAUCACCCUUCAUCCGCCUCCUUUCGGUGCCCUCUCUGCCCUCCCACGUUCUCACCCCCCGCCUCCCAACCUUCUCAUUACCCGCUACCAGGCUCACGCCAACUCGACUACCCACUACCCUUUGCCCCUUCCUCUCUGUUCCCCACCCUUCCUUUCCCACUUGGCUCCACCUGCCCACCCCCACCUCCCGUGGAAUUCUGCCCUGCCCUCCCCACCUCCGGCCCACCACCUGUCCCCACACCCUGCUCACCCACCGCUACAUCACCCCCGCCCCCCCCACCUCCACUACAGCCCGGCCAACACUUCCCCCUCUCAACCGGCCCCCAGCCCGCCCCCCCCUUGGGCCCCAAUCCCCUCCAACUGUCAGGCCCCCUCUACCCUCUCUUCCACCCACUGCGCACCGCUUUCCCACCCUUUUCCCCUUUCCCCAAGCUAACCCCCCGCACCCCGGCCUCUGCCAGGGAGUUCCUUCCCCCUUUGACGCCCUCUUGA
This is a messenger RNA of Closterium sp. NIES-65, 18393 nucleotides long. NCBI's taxonomy places the organism in Eukaryota, Viridiplantae, Streptophyta, Zygnematophyceae, Desmidiales, Closteriaceae. The record is from the annotation of a GenBank genome assembly.